AUGUCCGGCUUCCAGUACCAAAAGUGGACGGUGUCUGAGCCGUAUGUCGAUGUACCAGGAACCUUAUUGGAGGGACCGUUUCACGACAAGACCAGAAAUGAGUUCCGCUUUGUCGAUAUCUGGGAGCAGAAACUAUACGUUCUGGACCUGGCCAAAGGCCCCGACUCCCUGAAGAUCAUGGACACAUCUGCGUCAAUCGGAGUAACCGCCAACAUUGCGAAUGCUGGGGAUUCACGCGAAAACCAGAUCGUCGUAGCCGCAAAACAUGGAUUCGCCCUGGUUGACCGCACCACGGGCGCACUGUCCUAUAUUCAGAAAGUGUGGGACGAUCCGGCCAAGGAGCAUAGAAUGCGUUUCAACGAUGGGGCCGUCGACAGCCACGGACGCUUCUGGGCUGGAGCCAUGAACGAUCCUAAGGUGCAGAACCCAGUCAACGAAGGUGUGAUAUUCAGGCUAGACCCGGACAUGAAACUGCACCGCAUGGUUGAACAGGUGACGAUUCCCAACGGGAUUGGCUGGAAUCCUGCGGAUGACACUAUGUACCUGACCGACUCUCCCACCGGCAAGAUUUACGCCUUUGAUUUCGAUGCUGAGACCGGAAACAUCAGCAACCGAAGGGUGUUCUUUGACAUUGGGGAGCCGAAAGAGCCAGAUGGGUUUGCCAUCGAUGAGGAGGGGUGUAUCUGGAGUGCUAUUUACGGUGGUGGGAAGGUAAUUCGUAUCUCGCCGGAGGGCAAGGUCAUUGGCGAGAUAACUUUUCCCACUCGAAACAUUACCUGUCCAGUUUUUGUGGGAACGGAGCUAUUCAUCACGACCGCCAAGGAUGAUACCAAUGAUGACCAGCUUCCGGAAUCCGUCCGGUAUGGAGGCCGGCUCUAUAGAGUCGACGUCGGCAUCAAGGGUAAGCCUAAGAAUGAGUUUCGACUUGAAGGCAGCCCGCAAUAG
Molecule: messenger RNA, 945 nt
Organism: Aspergillus luchuensis
Lineage: Eukaryota; Fungi; Ascomycota; Eurotiomycetes; Eurotiales; Aspergillaceae
Product: SMP-30/gluconolactonase/LRE family protein
Exons: 4
Coding region: 1-945 (314 amino acids)
Biological process (GO): L-ascorbic acid biosynthetic process
Molecular function (GO): gluconolactonase activity; calcium ion binding
Source: RefSeq, a predicted model, not a curated record